Messenger RNA from Fusarium poae, 333 nucleotides. It is a transcript of the gene RSM19, whose product is annotated as mitochondrial ribosomal small subunit component. Gene Ontology annotation, molecular function: RNA binding; structural constituent of ribosome. The record is from RefSeq and is a predicted model, not a curated record. NCBI's taxonomy places the organism in Eukaryota, Fungi, Ascomycota, Sordariomycetes, Hypocreales, Nectriaceae. Bases 1 to 333 code for a protein of 110 amino acids. The transcript is spliced from 4 exons. Gene Ontology annotation, cellular component: ribosome; cytosolic small ribosomal subunit. Gene Ontology annotation, biological process: ribosomal small subunit assembly; translation.
AUGGUGAAGCUUGGUGAUGCCGACCUGAAAUUUCGAGAACGAAAUGUGCAAGCGAUAAUGCACGCGACACGGGUUCUUCUAAAGCGUUCCGUGUGGAAGGGGCCGCAUUUGGUGCCCCUCCCCAUUGUCUGGCCCAAGUCCACAAGCGACAAGGUGCCUCCUGUACGAACACAAGCCCGAUCAGCUACAAUCCUUCCCAACUUUGUCGGUCUCAAGUUCGAGGUGCACAAUGGAAAGGAUUAUCACGAGGUGACCAUUACUGAGGAUAUGGUUGGACACAAGCUUGGCGAGUUCGCACCUACACGAAAGCCCAACAUUUGGGACAAGAGGUAG